This is a messenger RNA of Emericellopsis atlantica, 1571 nucleotides long. RefSeq lists its product as uncharacterized. The record is from RefSeq and is a predicted model, not a curated record. The transcript has a single exon. NCBI's taxonomy places the organism in Eukaryota, Fungi, Ascomycota, Sordariomycetes, Hypocreales, Bionectriaceae. The coding region runs from base 225 to 1256 and encodes 343 amino acids.
UCAUUCCAGCACGCUGGUCGAAUGAGCAAGACCUACAACCUGACUUACAUCUCGUGACAUCAGAACGUUUACCGCCUUUCGAGUCACCAUCCCUGCCCAUCCGUGCGCGCCGCACCCGCCUAGAGACUGGAGCUUAUACUGCCCACGUCCAGUCGCCCAACGGCGGCCUCUUGUCUUUCCAUCCCAUCUUGACAUUCUCUCUGGGACCAGAUCGAGCAUGUUCCAUGGCCUUUUGGGUCGUAGGCGGCGGCACUCCGCCUGACGAGGCCCACCACCCCUGCGACUCGGGUCAUCACAGUGCUGAGGAGGAGACAUACGUCCAUGGCGCAAAGAGACGAGUCGUCCACCGCCACCACCACCACCACCACCACCACCACCACCACCAUCACUAUUACCACCAUGAACAGCAGCAGCAGCAACAGCGAUCCGACUCACCAAAACGGCUGCGCACAAAUGGCGACUCCGUCUCCAUCAAGAACCUCGCCUUCCUCGUGAUACGUGAGGGCACGCCGCCGCCCAUCCCACGCGAGGGCACCCCUCCACGCUACCGCUCACCAUGUCCGCAGCCCAUGGAGCGCACCGCCUCUGGCCUGUCCAUCUCCAACGCGGACACGCUCAGAGACACGACGCGACCCUUGUUGAAUGAGCUGCAGGCCGCGCACAUGGUGCAGAAACACACCCUGCUCUCCCGUCGCGACUCGCAGCCGUCCCGGAUCCUGCACUCCCUCAUCCACCCGCACUCGAGCUUCCCGCUGGACAACAAGCACCCGCACUCGAGCUUCCCGCUGGACAACAAGGCCCUGGAGAGCCUCUUCCACACGGCCAACACCCUCUUCUUCGCCAACCGGCUGAGUCGACGGGUCACGUGGGACUGGUCGACGACGUCGUCGGAGCAGUACACGUCGCACAUUGUUGGCACGACGGCCCUGCGCCACUCGCAGCUGCUGGGAGGCUACGAGACGCUCAUCGUGCUGUCGAGCCCCAUACUCAGGGACACGCGCUACAACCGCCGGCUACUGAUCGCCACGUUCCUGCACGAGAUGAUUCACUCCUUUCUGUUUGUCAUGUGUGGUGUCGAGGCGGGUGGGCAUGGCGAGGCGUUCAGGAUGAUUGCCGAUGUGAUUGACCACUGGGUCGGGAGGGAGGAGCUCAGGCUCGGCGACAUGGAGGCUGACCUGGAGCGCUUCUGUGAGGAAAGGGGGGAGCAGACGGGAGGCGGGGCGUGGGAGAGGUAUGAGAGCGAAGGCUUUCGUUGAGAAAUGGUUCCAUCAUGUUUAUGGGGGUGUUUGCAUUCGCGGGCGGCGCAGCAUUGCUAGGCGUUGGGAUGUAUUUUCUAAUAGAAAGGAUACAAAAAAAGGAUAACAUCUACUCAUGUCCUGAAGAAGCCGAGGCUCGUGGGUAAUUAUUUAGUUGCCUUGCAGUCGACAGACGUUGAAGCUUGCUCCCCCGGGAUUUGGAUUCCGAAGGCACCGCCUAUUCGCUACUUGCGUCCAAGACGUUACGUAUAUGGAGUUCCCUUGCGCCCAGAAAGAGAAUGUCUUAGAAUUGCAGCAUAUUUUCUUUGUAAUACC